This is a messenger RNA of Fomitopsis serialis, 711 nucleotides long. RefSeq lists its product as uncharacterized. The annotation marks the transcript as partial. The record is from RefSeq and is a predicted model, not a curated record. Lineage: Eukaryota; Fungi; Basidiomycota; Agaricomycetes; Polyporales; Fomitopsidaceae. The transcript has 4 exons.
GCACGGGAUUACGAUGAAGAAGUCCAGGAGAUUCUGGGACUCGCAACGAAGAUCUACAGGUGCCAGAUCUCGGCUGUCAACCCGUACCCGGACCAUGCAUUGGAAGUACAGUGGGCGCAGUUUGCGUGGGGUGAAGCUUGCAAGCAACUCGACGUCAAUGUAGCUGCGACUCCGGUUAUCGUCAAGAUUAUCACAAAGCGUACAUCGCAAGUCCGCGGUGAGCUCAAAGGGAAGAUCAAACCUCUUGUCGAGAGUUUGUAUGGUUUCGAGGGUGGGUCUGCUAGGACGACCAUCAUCCAGAAUCGCGAGCGCGCCGAGAACCUGAAGGACGACUACGCCUUUGUUUACAAGCUAUCCCGCACGCUGCGCAAGGGCAUGUAUGAGCACCCCAUCAUCCAGAAGGCCAUCAAUGCAAUGUGGUUCGUCAACAAGCAUGAUGAAGGCGUACGACUCUACCCAUACUUCAACCCCAUCUCUAUCGAGACGUUUGCCUUCGUACUCGCUGCGAUCGAAUGUGGCAUCGACGAAUGGGGAACAGGCACUCGUACUGAGGUCCACUUCACGGCUGACGAUUACAGACCUGUGUACGAAACACACAAGGCCAGUUUAGAGGCUUUUGAUACCUUCAGUGACGACGCACAUCGUGUGUUACUCAAGAUUCGUACGAAACUUCAUAACGAAGCACGGUAUAGUAUCUUUUACCAUCAUUAA